CAUCGCGUCACCGUCCCCGUGUGUGUGUGUGUCCCCCCCCCCGCCCCCCCGCAGCACAUCGCUGACCGGCUGGCGGCGCUGCCGGCCGGCUGGCACCUGGAGCUCGACGCCUUCGAGGCCACCACGCCGCGGGGGCCGGUGGCCUUCGCCAGCUUGGUGGCCACGCUGGCCCCCGGCGCCCCCCGCCGCCUGGUGCUGGCCUGUCACUACGACACCAAGGUGCUGCCACCCGGCCCCCCCCGGGCCAUCCCCUUCCUGGGGGCCACCGACUCGGCCGUGCCCUGCGCCAUGCUGCUGGAGCUGGCGGCCGCCCUCGACCGGCCCCUGCGGAGAGCUAAGGACAGGGGCGCGGAGGUGACGCUGCAGCUGCUCUUCCUGGACGGCGAGGAGGCCUUCGAGGAGUGGAGCGCCACCGACUCGCUCUACGGCGCCCGGCACCUGGCGGCACGCAUGGCCGCCACCCGCCACGGCCCCCACGGCACCCAGAUCACCGCCAUGAGCCUGCUGGUGCUGCUGGACCUGCUGGGCACCCAGCACCCCGCCAUCCACAGCCACUUCCCCCGCACCCACCACUGGUUCCUGCGCCUCGUCGCCAUCGAGAAACGACUGCGGAGCCUGGGGCUGCUGCACGCCUCCCCCCAGGAUCAGCCCUUUUUCCGGCUCAGUCCAGCCCCGGGGCCCGUCGAGGACGACCACGUCCCCUUCCUGCAACGUGGCGUCCCCGUGCUGCAUCUCAUCCCCAUGCCCUUCCCCUGGGUCUGGCACACCACCGAGGACAACGAGGACAACCUCCACCUGCCCACCGUGGAGGACCUCUGCAAGAUCCUCGCCGCCUUCGUGGCCGAGUUCCUGCAGCUCUGAGCCACCCGGACACCCCGACGCCCUCCGGCCUGAGCCCCCCCGGGGCGUCGGGGCAGCCCCUGGCUGCGCUGGGAGCCCCCACUAAUAAAAUCCUCGGUGCCUGG
Molecule: messenger RNA, 965 nt
Organism: Cygnus olor (mute swan)
Lineage: Eukaryota; Metazoa; Chordata; Aves; Anseriformes; Anatidae
Product: glutaminyl-peptide cyclotransferase-like protein
Molecular function (GO): zinc ion binding; glutaminyl-peptide cyclotransferase activity
Source: RefSeq, a predicted model, not a curated record